Molecule: messenger RNA, 3448 nt
Organism: Lactuca sativa (garden lettuce)
Lineage: Eukaryota; Viridiplantae; Streptophyta; Magnoliopsida; Asterales; Asteraceae
Source: RefSeq, a predicted model, not a curated record
ACUCCUUUCUUAUGCAUUUUGCGUUGGCUAUAUUCUACCAUGUUUUUGUCUCAUUUGACCCUUCUAUUUUCCUCAUUUUUGUUUUCUUUCUUCCUUCUUCAAUUCUGUAUCAUCUUCCCCUUCUAUUCCUCUUUAUUUGUUCUCAGUGUUGUUGGUUUCAUUCUUUGGAAGUGGGUCUAUGGAUGUAUGCGUGUCCUGGGCACGUACCGCCUCUGCCCUCCCAUGGGUUAUUUUUUUUUUAUUUUUUUUUGUUUCCUUGGUAAUCGUUUUAGAUGCAACGUGUUUAUCACCGCUUCUAUCGGCCAAUAUCUAUCUUCCAUUUGUUCCUCCACCUCUUCACCGCUUGUCGGUGGUUCCCGCUGCUCACCUCUCAUUUGGAACAUAGAUUGCACCACAAAACCUCCAAUUCAGACUGUUCAUGGAGUAUGCUUAAUCCGACAACUGUCAUCGUUUUAACCGAUUCACCGCCUCAAAACCCUCUUCAUCUGCUUCUCACUCUGUUCACCACCUCAAAACUCUCUUCGUUUGCUUCUCACGCUAUUUUCUUCCAAUUCCAAUAGAUCUAUUUGCUUCCAAUUCCAAUCGAUGUUGGCAUCGACAGGAGUCGGUUGAUUCCAUCCUUUAUUUUGCAUCCCCGUUUGGUGUCUGGUUUGCUCCAAUCUUCUUUUGUUUCGGAUUUCGAGUGGAAAAGAAUAAGUGAGGUGCAGAGGUUGUACGCCAACGAUGGGGAAAUCAUCUGUUUUAGUUCUUCACAACACGAGUUAGGGUUUAAAAUUGAAGGCUUUGACUUUCUUUGUUCCUAACACCUUCCAUCACCGACCCUCGAAAGCAUGCUUUAGAAAAAAGUCUUCUUUUUUUAGAUGCCGAUUCUCGAUUUUGCGUUAGGUCACUAGAUCGUUCACCAACUCAGAUUGAAGCACUCGGAGAUGCUAUAUGAUAUAGCUGGAAGAGAGACAAACCAACAACGCCUUUUUGCUGAUGUUUUAAAGCUUCAUCACCCUCCACCGUUGUAUCAUUCAACCAGGAUGUGGUAAAGAAGGUAAUACUUGAACUCUUGUAUAUAAACUGAACUCUUCCAUAUAAACUGAAAGGGGAAGUUGGUCCUGAAGCUCUCUGAUGGGAAAGAGGUAAAUACUCAUGGGUUCGACUUUUUUUCAUCGUGUACAGCAAAUCCCACUUCUUGGUCAGUUCUAUAUAACUAUUGUUGUUGAUCCUGCGAUGCAGAGACUUUUGUUUUGAGAGAGAUGCGGCAGCCCACCAUUACCAAUUCUGUUGGCUCUACCAACUCACCCAUUAUCACUGCUCGAAGUGUACACCCUAAAUCAUCUUUCUCACUAAAAUUUCCAAUUAUGUGUUUGUUUGAAAUUACGAGAAUCUAUCUGUUAAUCAGUAAUGAAUUUGAUAUACGCUUGAUUGUACUUUCUGAUUAACUAAGCUCGUGUUUCAUAAGGCAUAAAUUAUGGUGGCUGAAGGGACAUCAUAAAGAGGCUCAUGAUGUGGCCAAUGUGACCGGUAGGUAAUUACCAGGAGUAGGUUACAAGUGCCUUUAAAGUGAUAUUAAUCAAUUUUAUUUUAACUAAAGGUUAAUGGAUAUAAGUCUCUUUGUUUGGAAACCACGAUGUACUGCAGCUCUUGCUGGUGAAUGGAUAUUUUUAAUGUUUUUUCAGCCUUGCUUUUUUUUUUUUUUUAAUUAUUAUUAUGGGAUUAUGACCUAAAUUAACCAGCGUCAAAUUGACAAUCUAAAACUGAGAUAAAACUGCCAUUCAUGGUGAAAUGACAACUCUUCCCCAUUGAUUGUAUGUUGCUUUUUUGUUCCCACAAAAUUCUUUAAAAGAAAUGAAUGAGGAUAUGUAAUUUUGUAUUUUAUGGUGAUACUAUUGAAGUGUGCUCCAAAUCUAGAUGAUCCACUUUCAAAUAACAUAGCAACACAAUGGAAGUCAAAUGAUGCACAUGCCGUGGAAACGGGUAGUUAAUAGCAAUGUACUUCCAUUGUUUUUGUUUAUUUUAAGAAAUUAAACCUCACAUUCAACAUUGGACUAUUUUUUAUAUUUGUUUACAGGAGAACAUAUAUAUUAUUUGGAAAUGUUUUCGAGAGCCCUGCAUUGAAUGAAUUUAUUCCACAAUGAAGUACCCAGGACCAAAGGGAUAUUAGUGGCCAAGAACAUCAGCUGUGGUUUUGGAUCUUUUAUUUUGGAUGAAAGGGGCAUUUUGGUCAAAAAUCCAGAGUCACGAUAUUACCGACUGGAAGUGGGAAAUUUGUUGGGUUUCAUAUAUCAUGCUCCAAAAGCCGUUAGUGAGGAGAGAGUUCACAGUACACUAUAGUAGAUAGUAGCGGUCUAUAAGUGGGUCCGAGAGUCUCGAGUCACCACACUUCCAUCCAACCGACUAUCACUUCUUCUCUGUUCAUUUUGAAUUUGAAGUAUUUUUCUGAUUUGCACAUCAACUUGAAUUGAAAUCAAAUCUGUUUCUCGUGAUUCAUAUAUAACACCCACAGCCUAGUGUUGUGAAACAAUCUACAGCGAGAUUCAAAUGACAACAGCUAGUUCUAGCGAUUCGCCUCUUGUUGCUCAAAGGUUAUUAGGAAAGGUGGCUUUGGUAACAGGUGGUGCAACCGGUAUCGGAGAGAGCAUCGUGCGUCUUUUCCACAAACACGGUGCAAAAGUUUGUGUAGUCGACAUCAAAGAUGACCUCGGCCAACACUUAUGUGAGACCCUCGGUCCCACCACCCGUUUCAUCCACGCUGACGUGGCAAUCGAGUACGACCUCUCCCGUGCAGUCGACUUCUCAGUCUCCAAUUUCGGCACACUCGAUAUCAUGGUCAACAACGCCGGUAUAAGCGGGCCACCUUGCCCAGACAUCCGUGAAUUUCCCAUAUCGACCUUCGAACAAAUAUUCAAUGUCAACACCAAAGGCACAUUUAUCGGGAUGAAACACGCAGCUAGGAUCAUGAUCCCAUUAAAAAAAGGCUCGAUUGUUAAUAUUUCUAGUGUGGCAAGUGUUACGGGAGGGUUGGGCCCGCAUGCGUAUACCGCGUCCAAACACGCGGUUGUGGGGUUGACAAAAGGUGCGGCGGCUGAGCUCGGGAAACAUGGGAUUCGUGUGAACUGUGUGUCACCGUAUGGGGUUUUGACGGACCUCGCGUUGGCACAUCUUUAUGAGGAUGAACGGACAGAUGAUGCCAAGGCGGGGUUCAGAGCUUUUAUCGGGAAGAAUGCUAACUUGCAGGGUGUGGAGUUGGAGCGGGAUGACGUGGCGAACGCGGUGUUGUUUUUAGCAAGUGAUGACGCGAGGUAUAUAAGUGGGGACAAUCUGUUUGUUGAUGGUGGUUUCGCAGCUACAAAUCACUCACUUCGUGUGUUUCGGUGAUUGUUUUAAUUUUAUAUAUGAGUUGUAAUGUUUUAUUGUUGGAUUUGUGUGCAUUGAAUAAAAGUUUUGGAACUUUUUAACU